GACCAUGGCGUCCUCCUCGGCCCCGCCGGCCACCGUACCGGCGAGUACCGCGGGCCCCGGCCAGGGUUUCGGCUUCGCUUCCAAGACCAAGAAGAAGCAUUUCGUGCAGCAGAAGGUGAAGGUGUUUCGGGCGGCUGACCCCCUAGUGGGCGUGUUCCUGUGGGGCGUAGCCCACUCGAUCAAUGAGCUCAGCCAGGUGCCUCCCCCUGUGAUGCUGCUUCCAGAUGACUUUAAGGCCAGCUCCAAGAUUAAGGUCAACAAUCACCUUUUCCACAGGGAAAAUCUGCCCAGUCAUUUCAAGUUCAAGGAGUAUUGUCCCCAGGUCUUCAGGAACCUCCGUGAUCGAUUCGGCAUUGAUGACCAGGAUUACUUGGUAUCACUUACCCGAAGUCCCCCAAGUGAAAGUGAAGGCAGUGAUGGUCGCUUCCUUAUCUCCUAUGAUCGGACUCUGGUCAUCAAAGAAGUAUCCAGUGAGGACAUUGCUGACAUGCAUAGCAAUCUCUCCAACUACCACCAGUACAUUGUGAAGUGCCAUGGCAGCACACUGCUGCCCCAGUUCCUGGGGAUGUACCGAGUUAGCGUGGACAAUGAAGACAGCUACAUGCUUGUGAUGCGCAACAUGUUUAGCCACCGUCUUCCUGUGCACAGGAAGUAUGACCUCAAGGGCUCCCUGGUGUCCCGAGAAGCCAGCGAUAAGGAAAAGGUUAAGGAAUUACCCACCCUUAAGGAUAUGGACUUUCUCAACAAGAACCAGAAAGUUUAUAUUGGUGAAGAGGAGAAGAAAAUAUUUCUAGAGAAGCUAAAGAGAGACGUGGAGUUCCUAGUGCAGCUGAAGAUCAUGGACUACAGCCUUCUACUGGGCAUACACGACAUAGUUCGUGGCUCUGAACCAGAGGAGGAGGGGCCUGUGCGGGAGGAGGAGUCAGAGGGGGAUGGGGACUGUGGCCUGACUGGACCUCCUUCUCUGGUGGGCUCCUACGGCACCUCCCCUGAGGGUAUUGGUGGCUACAUCCAUUCUCAUCGGCCCCUGGGCCCUGGAGAGUUUGAAUCCUUCAUUGAUGUCUACGCCAUCCGGAGUGCUGAGGGGGCCCCCCAGAAGGAGGUGUAUUUCAUGGGCCUCAUUGAUAUCCUGACACAGUAUGAUGCCAAGAAGAAAGCAGCUCAUGCAGCCAAAACUGUCAAGCAUGGGGCUGGGGCAGAGAUCUCUACUGUCCAUCCUGAACAGUAUGCUAAGCGAUUCCUGGAUUUUAUUACCAACAUCUUUGCCUAAGAGACUUGGUGGUGACUGCUUUUUUAUGUUCAAGGUGGAGUUCUAAGAAGCUAGAGGGAAUUAUGGGUAUUCUGGUCACUACUUCUUUUCCUCUUUGCUAAAUUCAGGCUAUAGGCUCCUCCCAUCCAAAUAACUCCAUCUUAUUGACUAGGCUCUUCCUGGCCCUCAGAAAUGCAUAAUCUUUUCUCCCCUUUGCCCAAUUUUCUUCCCUCUGUCCCUUCCCUCAACAUGUCUGCUUGCUUCAUUAGAGUAUUACUAUUGAUUCUCUCCCAAGUGCCUUGAUUUUUAUAAAAUGUUCUAUUGUUUCUAUAAUAUAGGAGGAGCUGGGGGGAGGGAGUUAUUUGCCGUCUUCAGUACCUGACUGGACAGAUGGACUUGGCUCAAGAAACUACUAUGGAUGCACUUUGCUCUGUGGGAUGAACUAAGCAUGUCUGAAUUUUGCUGAUAACUUUAUAGAACUCACUGUGGCAUACUUCCUUCCAGCUAGGGCCCAGGAUGGAAGACUUUCAAGAUACUACAGAUGUGGGUGCAGGCAUGCACACAAGAUGGAUUAUGGCUAAUCUUACACAUAGAGGUGGGGUGGAGAAUGGUCAGCAGGCUGGCAACUCAAGGAGGUGGGAAUUUAGAGGAUCCUUGUGAUUAUGCAGGGAACUGGAGAAAGUGUCUGCCAAGGAUUGACCAUUCUCUUCAAUCUCUUCCCUCACCCACUUUCACCCUCACUUCUGUACUACUGGGCACAGGAGCCCAGAGAUGGAUGGCCAGAGUGUUCAAGCUUGAGUGAAGGUGUUUGACUAUUGCUGCUCUUCUCCAGGACCUCACACCCCUUCUGGCUCUGGAACCCUUCAGUGGGGGUGUGGCCAGUUCUGGAGGCUGGGAUGAUAGGCCAGGGGUAUAAGGUGCUGUCUUCCUGGCCCUCAGAAAUGCAUAAUCUUUUCUCCCCUUUGUCCAAUUUUCAUUCCCCCUGUUAAAUUUCCUUUCUUCAUGUCUAGCCAUCCCUGAGGUUUUAUUCCCAGGAGAAGGGAAUAUCUCUACCUGGGUCAACCCUGGUCAUUUCAAGAGAAUAGAGGUCUCUACUCCCUGGAGGUGUGUGCCUGCAUACUUCCUUCCACCACUCCUUCUCAAGCCCUUUUUCCAGUUUGAUUUGUCAUUCUGUUCUCUUCUGUCCCGUUUUAUUGCUGCUGUAUCUCCCAGGAGACAGAUGGCCUUCUUUGUCAUCUUCACUCUCCACCCCCAGAGAGGAGUCAGAGCCAUAACUCAAUCACCCAGCCCCCUCCAAAGAUAGCUGAGUUGAUGCUUGAUAUUCUCAGAAUGUAGGGGACCCUAAUGAGCCCAGAUAGUGCCCUCCCGACCCUCCAAUGCCUUUGGGACAAAGGCAGCCAUUCUUCCUGUUAUCCUGCAUACCCCUUGAGAUUCUACUUUUUUUUUUGGUAUGUGCCCCUUGUGAGAACCGAACCCAGGACUCUGGUCCGCAGGCCAAUGCUCCAGCCGCUGAGCCAAACCGGCCAGGGUGAGAUUAUACAUUUUUAAAAAAUAAAAGAUGGACAUCAGAAACUGGCCUGAGGUGAUGCAGAUUCUUUUUCUGUAUCUGGCUGGACUGAUCUGACUCACAAGAAGUCACAAGGUCAUAAAGAAGAAUUCCUGCCCUGGCUCGUGUGGCUCAGUUUGGUUGGAGCAUCGUCCUGUACAC
Molossus molossus (Pallas's mastiff bat) is the source of this 2957-nucleotide messenger RNA. RefSeq names its product phosphatidylinositol-5-phosphate 4-kinase type 2 gamma (gene PIP4K2C). The record is from RefSeq and is a predicted model, not a curated record. The transcript has 10 exons. NCBI's taxonomy places the organism in Eukaryota, Metazoa, Chordata, Mammalia, Chiroptera, Molossidae. Bases 5 to 1270 code for a protein of 421 amino acids. Gene Ontology annotation, molecular function: phosphatidylinositol kinase activity. Gene Ontology annotation, biological process: phosphatidylinositol metabolic process.